AUGUGACAUGUGUAUUUGUGUGUUUGCUUGCUUGUUUGUUUUUUUGUUUUUUUUUUCUUGACACAUGCGUAGAGCUCUUUUUGGAGUUUAAAUAUUAGAACUCUCUAUCAUUAUUGUAUAGAAUAAUAGAAAAUUUUAAAAAAUGACUCCAUUUUAUAUUACUAUUAUUUAUAUUUUAUUUUGUGGAUCAUUUCAGACUCAUUUAGUAUGCCCAAACAAUAAAGAUAAUUGUUGAGCAUACUAAAUGACAAAAUGACAAUCUUCUGAUCUUUCUGAGCAGAUCCGCGAUUCUUCUGUUAGUGACUGCUAAUUCCAUUCCGAUGGGUGCGUCUAGAAGAAGCAGAGGUGAAAUUCGGAGGGAACUUUUUGGCUUGAAAAGAAAGGCAGUUGCCUUCAGACGCCAAGGGGAGAUUGAGGAGGCAGAGGAAGCACUGAAAAUGGCGAAAGUAUUGGAGGACCAAUUGGCAGAGAUGGAAGUGCCAAAAAAAGAAAUGCGAGCUGAAACCGAUAAGCAUGUGGAAAAUGAGUUCAUUAGUAAUUUUGUACAUCCUGAUCAUGCAGUCAUUGAAGAUCUUGGAACCAAUGACCACAUUGAACAUGAAAAAAUAGAUGAAACAGUUCAUAGAAACAAUAAGCCACAUGUUGAUGAAUCUGAUUCAGUUUUGGCAACUGUUUCUCGCAAUGACCAAAGUUCUGUCCGGCAAGAAAUCUUGGCUGUCAAAAGGAAGGCUGUUGCUUUAGAGAGAGGGGAAAUUGGCAGAAGCUAGGAAGGAACUUCGACAAGCAAAGCUUUUAUGCUACGUUUGGUUGGGAGAUUUGGGAAGGGAUUGGGAA
Messenger RNA from Camellia sinensis, 834 nucleotides. NCBI's taxonomy places the organism in Eukaryota, Viridiplantae, Streptophyta, Magnoliopsida, Ericales, Theaceae. The record is from RefSeq and is a predicted model, not a curated record.